AUUUUUUUUUUUUAAACAAUAAAUUGUUUAUUAAUUAUAUAUGAAGUUAUUAACAAACGUUGCUUUAAAAUAACAAUAUGAACGGCUGACUGAAAAACAACUAACCGGAAGUAUAAUCCAUUAAUAAACCAAACAGAACCUGGACGUGUGAAAGCAGAGGCACUGUCUGUGGAGUUUCUCUGCACUGAGCGUUUGUAGAUCUAUGAUUUUAUGCUAAAAGCUAACGGCAGCACUACAGUCAGCUGAUUCAUUCACAUGACUGCCCUUUCUAGUUUCAGACAAGUCCUGUUUACCGGCUGAGAAAGUAUCCGGAUAAUCUGUUCUACACGACGGAGAGCAUCAUGUUGAAGUUAGUUUAGUAACGACACUGUUAACAUGGAUAACUGAAGAUACCGGAGCUUCCACACAGAGCGAACUAUGUUACUAAUAACACUGUGAGUCCGCACAAAGAGCAGCCGCCGGACGGGUUAGCUAAACAGCCUCAGCGGGAUUGAUGUGCUGUUCACACCAGUAGAUUUUUUUUUGUUGUAUUCACUUCCUCAGGGAAUUUGCAAAUAUCCUGCAAAAUGACUCCAGAGGGGAAGAGACUGUUAAACAUUGUUAUCCUAGGCUUCGGCUUUAUGUUUAUGUUCACUGCUUUCCAAACAUGCGGCAAUAUAGAGCAAACUGUGAUCAAGAGCUUCAACAGCACAGAGUUCCACGGCAGCGGAUACACAAGCAUGGCCAUCAUCUAUGGAGUUUUCUCUGCAUCCAACCUGAUCGCCCCCUCAGUGGUCACCGUCAUCGGACCGCAGCUUUCAAUGUUUUUCAGUGGACUUGUGUACAGUGGCUACAUUGCUAUGUUCAUCUACCCGUACACAUGGAGCUUCUACACGGCGUCUGUGUUGGUUGGAAUAGCAGCAGCAAUCUUGUGGACGGCUCAGGGAAACGUGCUGGCCAUCAACUCCACUGAUAACACCAUCGGAAGAAACAGUGGCAUCUUCUGGGCACUGCUGCAGUUCAGCCUGUUCUUUGGAAAUCUGUACAUCUACUGUGCCUGGCAUGGACACGUGCACAUAACAGACAAGGACCGUCAGACAGUGUUCAUCUCGCUCACGGUGAUCAGUCUGGUGGGUUGCUUCCUCUUCUUUCUGAUCCGGAAGCCUGACUCUGAGCCCGCCGCUCCCUGUGAGGCAGCGGAGUCGCUGCUGCAGGCUGACUCCUCAGAGAGCGGCUCCACGGCCGGCUCGCCGCGCCCUGGCCUCGGCUCGCAGGCUCUGGACGCUUUCGUGAGCGCCUGUAAAAUGUUUGUCACCAAAGAGAUGAUGCUGCUGAGCCUCUCCAUCGGAUACACAGGUCUGGAGCUCACUUUCUACAGCGGCGUGUACGGGACGUGUAUUGGUGCCAUGACGCAGUUCGGACAGGAUGCAAAGAGUUUGAUCGGCAUCUCUGGCAUCUGCAUCGGCAUCGGAGAGAUCCUAGGAGGGGGCGUGUUCGGAAUGCUGAACAAAUGUAACCGGUUUGGGAGGAACCCCGUGGUGCUGCUGGGGCUCAUCACGCACUACGUGGCCUUCUACCUGAUCUUCCUGAACAUCGCCAGCGACGCCCCCAUUGCCCCCGAGGCGGGCACCGACCUGAUGGCCUACAUCAGCCCCAGUGUGGGUGUGGCCCUGCUCUGCAGCUUCCUGCUCGGUUUGGGUGACAGCUGCUUCAACACUCAGCUGCUCAGCAUCGUCGGCUUCAUGUUCAGAGACAACAGCGCCCCCGCCUUUGCCGUCUUCAAGUUCAUACAGUCCAUCAUGGCCGCUCUGGCCUUCUUCUACAGUAACUACCUGCUGCUGCACUGGCAGCUGCUCAUCCUGGUCCUGACGGGUUUUCUGGGCACCAUGACCUUCUUCGUGGCAGAGUCGAGGGCCGAGUCCAGCCGGAGAGAGUCGGACUACGACAGCAUCUGACUAGAGUCUGCUGAGGACGAGGAGGAAUGUGUCCUGGCCUCCGCAGACACACACUGACUGUGUGGUACGUUUGUUUUCUACACCUGGUCCGUACGGAGCUGUCAGCGGCUCCAGGCAGGAACCAAACGUUAAUCUCAACAUUUAUCUGUAAUUAAAUCAAAAGCCAUGAGGAGCUGUGUGGGAGAAACCUCGUCCUGGUCCAUCGCUGGCCUCUUCUAUCUUAAUUAAUGUAAAACAAUUAUGGAAAUCUACUCAAAACAGACAUUACUGAGAUGUGAUGGACCGAGAUUCAUUAAUCAGAUAAAAAGCACUUUUGAUUGGAGGCCUGAGAAUGAGCUGUGAGUGCCUGUGUGAAGAUAACAACACUGACUUUACUGUGGAUCAGCUGCAGGUUAUCAUGGAGCAUCUGCUCCGGCUGCAGGAAGGAAAAGUCUGCUGCUGUUUUACAUUUCUUCUCUUGUCGACAAAAUCCCAUGAAAAGCACCACCAAAUUAUUGGCUCACAGUGUCAACGGCUGAUAUUUCUCUUGUUGCUCUGGGCAACGUGUUCCUUCAUCACCAUGAACACACACAGUUUAAUUUGACUUAAUCCCACAAAAAAAUCACUCAAGCACCCAUCACUCAUGAGUCCCCAAAGUUUUAGGAAAACACUGAGACUUUUUUUAAACAUCAAACUAUAUAUUUGUGUUUUAAAAUUGGCAUGCUGGAGUCAACAAAGUAAAUAUUGGACUCAUUUAAAAGGACACACGUCUCAUGAACAUUUUUGACAAUGAAACGGCAUUUUUCAGACCCUCAAAUCAAGAAAAAAAACUUUGGACUUUGUUCAGUCCUGUCAACUCCAACCCAAAUGCAAAAUUUCUCUUCAAACAUUCACAAACUAAUUUAAGAAGAUAAAAAUUACUUUCACAACUUUUCCAGCCUGUAAGGACACAGGACGGCUACACCGUUUGAUAUCAUUAGUGAUGCCUCUGUUGAGUCUCUAUCUUCUUGCUUAUUUUGGUCCUUAAUGGGAUUUUGUGGAAAUAAGAAUUUGAACAACGCCGGCCUUAUCCUCUAAAAGUUCCUCCACUCUCUUGUGACGUCUCAUGCACUCACAGAAACAAGUUUAAAAAAUCCAACUUUAUUACCCUGUAAUAAGUGACGGAGCAGCAGCAGCCACGCCCGGCUCCCUCGUCCGUCAUCAUGUGAUCAUGUUGGAGAGAUGUGAAGCAGCUGCUGCAGUCACGAGGUCGUCACGAGACGACAGAGACGCUAUUCACCUGCCGGCCAGGUUCGCCUUCGCUCAUCUGGUUUUUAUUUAAAGGGACAGGGUCAAGUUCUGUAUGAAGACUGACACAAAGCUGAGCAAUGAGCUGCAGAUAAACAGAUAUUAGACAGAAAAAUCUACAUCAGUUAAAGUGUUUGCUGUGUUUAGAAUAAUUUCACCUUGCCACCAGAGGGCCUUCUCUUUAAAGCCACCAGACUCCAUUGAAAAAAAACGUAAUUUAACCUCACAGGACACAUGAGCUACAGGUCUACACUGCCUCCAUCUGUGUGUGAGUUUUAGUGCUGGGCAGGCAUUUAAUUUAUCAUCUUUCAAUCAUAUUGUGACGAAAUCAGAUAGUGAGAUGUUUUAAUACACAAUUAACAGCCUUUUAAGCGAUAAUAACAAACACAUCAGAUUUUCUGAGACAUUUGACUAAGUAUGUAUCUGUGUUUAUCUAUUUUUUCUCUUCUAAGUUUUUGACUUCAUCUUCUUGAUGAGAAAAUACUUUUAAUUUGUUUUAAAGUAUUAUAUUUACACUGGGGGUUUACAAUAAGGGGCUUCACCGUGUGGUUAUUUUACACAGAUCCAUCUUUUGAAUUCUCAGAAAACGUGUUACAUGAUAUGUGAUGUUAUGUUGCUUGUUUAUGUUAUUGUGUGACUUUGGUGCACAUGGAGUAACCCUUUAAAACUCCAAAGUGACACAAUAACACAAACUAACUAACAGAUGGAGGCAGCGAUGUACCAGCAACUCCUGUGUUCUGUGAGAUAAAAUUACAGUUUUUGUCAAUGGAGUCUAGUGGCUUUGAAUAGAAGGCAGUCUUACAGCAAGAUAAAACUGUGAAAAUAAUUAACCCUUGUGUAAUCCUCCCAUCGACUAUGCACCCAUGGUCCUCGGGGGUCAAAAAGGACCCCAUGAUAUUAGACUUGUUUAAGGAUAUGUAGGAAAAAAAUGGCGGGUUAAAUAUAGCGUACACUUGAACUGAUAUUGAUUUUUUUUAUUUUUAAAUCAAAACUCGUACAAACACUUCAGUAAACCCAGACUGUCCCUUUAAAUCAGCACAUCGGGAUCAAAACAAAAGGGAAACAUAAUCAAGAAGCUGAAUUUUUUUAUUUGUGAGUGUGAAACUGUCAUCCUCGUUCUUCUGUUCUGCUGUUUUUUUCUUCUUUUCUUCACAACACAUAAGCUGGUUUAGCUGUGAUGAGAUCCAGGUGACUGCAUUCCAGGAAACGUCAUAAUCACAGCUGGGUGACUGCACUUAGUUUCUUUUUCUGGUACAAAGCAGUAGUUUUCUCUUCUUCGCUCACUUUUCUUUACCUCCUGAUAUGGAGAAUGUGUCAAGUGGGGGUAGAAAAGAGAGAGAUGGUAAAAGUUUGUUUCACAUUGGUGAGUUUGUAGCGACGCUGGCAGCUCGGCUUGAGGGGGAAAGUCAGAAUGUUCCUAAAUUUAAAGUGUAUUUAAUGGUUUAAAGUGGUACACAUUGAUUCAGUACUGCUGAAGUUUAGGUUUUAUUAAAAACUUAGCGGUCAUAAUUGAACCAACAGAUCAAAAUUUAAAACGCUGCUCUCCUCUCUCUGAUUUUAUAGAUUUACAUCAACAUUUUUUUUUUGCACAAAUUUGACUCAUUUCGUCUCUCCAAGCUUCUUAACGUUAUGUCUCCACUGUCACUCAAAGCUCACUUCAUACAGAGGUUGGUCCAGAGCUUUCUGCAGAGGUGACGGGACUCUCUGAGCAUCCUGCUGUGUUAAUAUGAUGGGAUAUCCAUUCUCCUGUGGAGGUUUUGGCCACUAAUAUUGCUGUUUUCUGAGAGUCAUGUUUUGUACAUGUGCAGGUGCCAACAAAUCAUGGUGUCAAGUCACUCAAAACUUAUUUCUGUUGUUGAAAACUCCACAGGGAACCUUUUAAGGAUUAAAUAAAGGACAUUUGGUCCAGUUUUACAGACUAAAUCAGACCAAACAUGAACAUCAGUUUCACUUUCUAACCUUAAAACCUAAACUGUGGAUUUAUCUGCCUCCUCCAUGUGUCACAGAGCUGCUGGCGAGGCUGUUUACUCUCUUCUUCUUUCAUUCGUGUUGUAAACUGACCUGAUGCCAAACCGACUCAGUGCUGAACUUGGGCCUUAAGACUUUAUGUAAUGUUGACGAGGGACAAGGAGCUUUAUUUUGCGUGCUGACGUUUCCUUUUUUCUUAUUGUUAAAGUGUCAAAUUAUGGACUUCAGCACAUUAUUCUAGUUAAUUUAUUGCUGAAUAAAAGUGGGGUUUGGGUCUCAUGGAUGCAAUCGAUCUCCAGGAUGUUAAGGGAAACGCAUGUGAACUCUGAAAGUGAUUUUAUACUUGAAUGUAGUCAUUAAGAAUUUAAGAAUGGCACCAAACUCUCGCUUGCUUGUUUUUAUUAUCAAUAAAAUAUUAUUUUGAACAUUA
This is a messenger RNA of Centropristis striata (black sea bass), 5598 nucleotides long. It is a transcript of the gene mfsd11, whose product is annotated as major facilitator superfamily domain containing 11. Bases 567 to 1934 code for a protein of 455 amino acids. Lineage: Eukaryota; Metazoa; Chordata; Actinopteri; Perciformes; Serranidae. The transcript has 14 exons. The record is from RefSeq and is a predicted model, not a curated record.